Messenger RNA from Parascedosporium putredinis, 450 nucleotides. The record is from the annotation of a GenBank genome assembly. Lineage: Eukaryota; Fungi; Ascomycota; Sordariomycetes; Microascales; Microascaceae.
AUGACCCUCAAGGAGGAGUUUGCGACAAGGAACUUCAGUAGGUUCAAGCCUUGGCUCGGCAUACUGUCCAUGAUCCUCUGCUUUGCGCUCGGCAUUGCCAACAUCUUCACCUUUAACGUGGUCAUCAUCAUCUUCUGUGCCCUCUGCCUCGCAUCCGCCUUUGUCAUCUUGUUCGUCGAGGUUCCCCUGCUGCUCCGAAUCUGCCCUACUUCAGCCUCGUUCGAUGCUGCGAUCCGCAAGGUUUCGACCAACUACACCCGCGCUGCCGCCUACGGCAUCAUGGCCGCGCUUCAGUUCAUCAGCACCGUUAGUCGCGUCACUAGUCUGAUCGCCGCCGGCAUCGUCCUCGCCUUGACCGCCAUCUGCUACCUCUUGGCUGCCGUCAAGGGCCAGGCUUUUGUCGGAAGCAAGACCCUUGGUGGGCAGGGCGUUGCGCAAAUGAUUGUGUAA